This is a messenger RNA of Chroicocephalus ridibundus (black-headed gull), 4411 nucleotides long. RefSeq names its product 5-hydroxytryptamine receptor 1F (gene HTR1F). The transcript is spliced from 4 exons. NCBI's taxonomy places the organism in Eukaryota, Metazoa, Chordata, Aves, Charadriiformes, Laridae. Gene Ontology annotation, molecular function: neurotransmitter receptor activity; G protein-coupled serotonin receptor activity. The coding region runs from base 290 to 1390 and encodes 366 amino acids. Gene Ontology annotation, cellular component: plasma membrane; dendrite. The record is from RefSeq and is a predicted model, not a curated record. Gene Ontology annotation, biological process: adenylate cyclase-inhibiting serotonin receptor signaling pathway; G protein-coupled receptor signaling pathway, coupled to cyclic nucleotide second messenger; chemical synaptic transmission.
AAAAACCAAACCCAAACAAACCACCUACUUGGAUAAUUAAAACGGUUUUUGGCAGUUUCUGGUGUUGCUAAGGGGGAUUUUCCUACUUCCAGUCCAAUCCCCAGGCUUCCUGGCACAGAGGCACCUUUUCCAAGGCUAUCCAAAACACAGGAGAUGAACCCCUGCUGCAGAGGAGGAGCACACUGACGCGUCACCUUCACUGUUCUUCCAACAAACUCUUCUGAGAUCAGCUCUCCUUCAAAGCUGCCCUGGUAACUGCUACGGGUAAAGAUCACCUUUAAAAGGGAACAUGGAUUUAAUAAACUCAACUGAACAGAACAGUACAUCAGAAGAACUGUUCAAAUGGGUGACAUCCAAGAUUCUCAUUUCCAUUACCCUGUCUGUGCUUGCACUAAUGACAACAGCCAUCAAUUCUCUUGUGAUGACUGCAAUAAUUGUGACAAGAAAGCUCCACCACCCUGCCAACUAUUUAAUCUGCUCUCUUGCAGUGACUGAUUUCCUUGUGGCAGUCCUAGUGAUGCCUUUCAGCAUUGUCUACAUUGUAAAGGAGACCUGGAUCAUGGGGCAAGUGGUGUGUGACAUUUGGCUGAGCGUGGACAUUACUUGCUGCACAUGUUCCAUCUUGCAUCUCUCUGCCAUUGCUUUGGACCGGUACAGAGCAAUCACAGACGCUGUGGAAUAUGCACGGAAAAGGACACCUAAGCAUGCUGGCAUCAUGAUUGCAGUGGUAUGGAUCAUAUCCAUUUUUAUCUCCAUGCCGCCUUUGUUCUGGCGGCACCAGACAACCAGCAGGGAUGACGAAUGCAUCAUCAAACAUGACCACAUUGUUUUCACCAUUUACUCUACAUUUGGCGCCUUCUAUAUCCCGCUGGCCUUGAUUCUGAUCCUUUAUUACAAGAUAUACAAGGCAGCCAAGACAUUUCACAGAAGAAGCGUCAGCCGGAUUGUAAGGGAAGAGGUAAAUGGACAAGUGCUUUUGGACGCAGGUGAAAGAAGCACCAAAUCAGCUUCAAUGCCCAGCACAGCGGAGAAGACAUCAGAUCCCCUGGUAGACUGCGAUAAAAUCAAUAUCACCCUACGGAGUCCCAGGUCUGAAUCUAAGCACGAGAAGUCCUGGAAAAAACAGAGAAUUUCUAGCACAAGAGAGAGAAAGGCAGCAACUACUCUGGGUCUGAUCUUGGGGGCAUUUGUGAUCUGCUGGCUCCCUUUUUUUGUAAAAGAAGUAGUUGUUAAUACCUGUGAAAGAUGUUACAUCUCAGAAGACAUGUCUAAUUUCCUAGCAUGGUUGGGAUAUAUAAAUUCCCUUAUUAACCCUCUAAUCUACACAAUCUUUAAUGAAGAUUUCAAGAAAGCCUUCCAGAAGCUUGUGCGGUGUAGGCAAUAUCUUUAAGAGCUUUUGUUCAUGUAAGGAGAAUAUACUAAUUGUUUUUUUAACCUGUAUAAAUUUAUAUAACUGAGGUGACAUUUGUUGUAUUUAAGGAAAAGCACCAAGACUCUGUAUUUACAUUACGACUUUUUUGUAUCAGUAGUACUGGGAGCAUAAAUUGCCCAGGUUUUAAGAGAUGGAUCAUAUGGGAUCAGUUUUGCUCUGGAAAAAAGAGGUAGCAUAUUGUGGCUCUGAUCCAGUUGGGAUUUGCACAGCUGCCUAGCUUGAAGCAUAAGGUAUUACCUUAAAUAUGAAGGAAAUAUACACUUGAAGUAGACAAAGAAAGAAAUUUUUUUUUUUUUUUUUUUUCAGAAAAAGGCAAAUAACUCUCAGUCAUCAAUGAAAUUUUAAGUAAAACAACACACAGGUUUUAAACCCUAAUCGCAAAUAAGACAGAAAAUGCAACUUGGAAUUAAGACGUGUUUUUAUUAGUUUGGCACAGGCCUGCAGCAUAGAGCCAAGCCAUUCCCAGCGAAGGGUAGUAGCUUUAAACAUAUCUAGCAUCAUCCUAUGUUGAUUAGCUGCAGCUGCAGCCCUGCCUUCUCCCAGAGAUGAAAACUUCCCUGUGUUAUGCCCUUGUAGCAGCCCAGCAGCAGGCAAGGCACUUCCAUGGGUUACCAUUUUCAUAGCGAGCCAUUGCUUACCCAUGACAGAUGUGGACAUAGCCCCAAGAGAGACAGCCAGACAGUUGGGGCACCCCCAGUGAGCUGGGUACAUGUAGUGCCCGGUGCUCUGAGACACCGCUUCAGUAGGGACUAGGGAGAGUUAAGCUCAUAAAGAGCAGCUGGUCCUUAUGGAGAUGUUAGAGGGGAUGAGAUACUCCUUUCUUCAUGUCCUCAUUCCUACCUCACACACCUGGCCAGGUAUGGCCCCAGGGACUUUCUCAGUACCAAAUCCAGCCACACAGUUUGUGUCAGGGCCCCCCGGAGCAUUGAUGAUGGUGUGUGGCUUAGUGAGGUUUGGUUGAGGGUCACCUAAUGAAACACUUGGGCUGACAGCUCUGGCUCAGUAUGUUCAGCCCUUCACCCCCAGCAGCCUGAUGUCCUCCAAGUCCUUUCUCGACUGCCUGAAGCAUUAGGGCUGUGCACCCUUUUUCCAGGCAUGUGAGAAAGCGGAGACUGACCACAGUGCUGGCAGCGUGGCUCUCUGGAAAAGGCUGUGCAGCAGCUUCUCCAGGAAGGGCAGGGGGGGCGACCCAGUCUGCAGUGCACACCUCGGCAGGGAAUUCUGUGGGAUGCUCACUGCCUGUCACCUCUAAACCCCUCCUUCCCCCAGAGCAUCCAUCCCCCAGUUCCAUGUCCCCAGUCCCAGCAGAGCUAAAAAGACCUUGUAGGCACUUCAGCCAGCGCUGGCAGCUGGUUCUGUCAAAGAUAACCACAAUGAACAAAUCCCUUUGUGGGCUGCCUUCUAAGGUCUCAAAGAUGCCCCCUUGGCCAAUCUUGAUUUACAUGCUCUAGAUGCCAAACCACAGCCCUAAUGAGUGCAAGAAUACCUCUCUCCUCAAAAGCAGCAGUGCAAGUUUGCCAACAGCUAAAGGUACUAACGGAGCAGUGGGCUUUUACCCCUGAGUGCAGAUGAGUCGCUAAGAGCCACAUCUAAGCCCGGGGAUGGGCUGUGCACUUUUCAGGACAAACAGAUUCAGGCUGUGUCACUAAGACCCCGGCUUUGAAUUCAUUGCCAGCCAUUCAACGCUGUCUAGGAGGAAUCGGGAUUUGAGGCUCCUUACAGGAGCAAGCACUAUUGUCAUCAGCAGCAGCCUCCUGCAAAGGCACUCUGAUUUGGCACAUGGGCCAGCAGCUUAGGGACAUCAAAAAGAAGCUGAGACAUGAGAUCACUAUGCACACCUGUAGUUUGGGAAAGCUAUUACCAGUGUUUGCAGUUGUUCUUCCAAGAGACUCUCAGCGGUUUGCAUUAGACAAGAAAACCCAGAGAGAAGCCAUCACUGUUGUUUCUCUCUCCCCCUCUCACUCCCAUGUAUUACAAGCGCUGGAAUUCCAUAAUUUUUGUAUUUCACUCACUAGCUACCAGCUGACACAACAGCUGUCUGAGGUGUUUCUUGCAAGAUGACAAGGUCUGAAAUCUGAGAUAUUUAACUAAUUUGUUUCUGUCACUUACGACUUACUGUAUUCUGCUUUCACGUCAAGGUCCAAAUGAGAAGCUAUUCAGAAGUACUAGGAACAGUGCACUUGCUUUAAUUUUGCUUGAUUUUAACCCAGCCAGGAAUCUAAUGGAAAGCUCACUUGUCAUGCCAUGUAGCUCUAGCGCAGCAGUAGCACAGAUACAUUUUGAAGAUACUAGGAUGCGACAGAAUGGAAUUUGGCUCAUGCUCAGUGCAAGCUAGCGUACUUUACUACCAUUGCAGUCAGAGCACAGCCUCUGCAGCCCCCUGACCUUGACAAUGGCUGUAUUAUGCUGAAAGAAAAAAAAAACUGCUUUAAACAUCAGCUGUGCUCUACUGUCUCCAGAAAGAGCCGUGGAAUUCAGCUUUGUAAAAGGAUUAGCAGAAGGCAGCAAAGAAACCCCCACUGAAACAUUUAAGAUUGAAGACCUCUGUUUCCCACGUUUCCUGACUACUGAGUCAUAACAUUGGAUUUGUAGGGGCAGGGCUUCCUCCCCUGCUUCUCCCUUUAUGACUACUGGAGGGUAGAGUAUAUUGUUUAUCCUCUUACAUGUAAGAAGUUUGACAAUAUUUUGUGAAAUCAAAUUGGAAAAAAAACCAGGAGAUGCUUUCGAGGAGAAAAGAUACUUAAAAUACUCAUAUUUAAAUAAUAAUGGAUUAAACUCAAAGAAUGGAACGAUAUGUAGAUAAACAGAAAAUAGCUGUCAUUUAUGCAUUGUUAACAGUAUUAUACUCUGAAUCUAAUUAAGCUGCUAAACAUUUCUCAAGAUGCAGGGUGGUUUCUUUUGUAUCAUUUUCACUGAGCUGUAUCUGCUCACCCUUCAACACCCCAGUGGUGGAAGAUGCAACUACAAGAAAUCUAAGCA